AUGUCUGGUGUAACCUAUGAAGAUAUUAAAAAGGCUAAUCGACGUUUAGAGUCGCCGCCAGGGGUGGCAGCACCUGUUGGUAGAUGCCAGAACCAAUGGCAAACACCCAUAACGAUGUACGGAAGGAAUAACCUGGAUUGGGAGGUGAAACUCAAGGAAUCGUCAUUCGUUGGAGACAUGGAAGUUGACAGUUGGGACUGGUUCGAGUCUCGACAAGUAGUCGAUGUGGUUAAGGACUUACUUCAGAAAGAACUGCGAAGUAAGGGUAAAAGAUAUGAAGGUCUCGUUAUCAACUCGUACGUUCGACAAGGUAGCUCUCGAGAGGGAUUGAAAGUUUUAAAUGCUGACGAAUUUGACGCAAUGCUAGAAUUCCACUUUGAAGGGCUGGACGAGCUAAUUGAACACAAAGAUUUCAAGAACAGCGAUCUAAUGAUGUUCAUUCCGGGUCAUUGCUAUUUGGAACUUCGUGGUGUCACAAUCGAAUACCUGAAAGACAAUUUCGCAAAUUUGUACAAGAAAGGAGUUUUUAUUGAAGAAGGUGGAAACAUCUUCCUUAGCUCUAAACGUCUUCACGUGAAGAUUUUCGAAUCAAUGGUAGAUUCGGCUGUAAGUAAAAUAAAUAAAGAGAUGCUUAAACACGAUACAUUAGAAAGUAAAAAGUGCAUGUUUGGUUUGAAAAGAAAAAUGAAUCCUCCCUCAAUCAAUCUGGCUAUAACAUUAAACGCGGCUCAACAAUAUUUUGGCAUUGGACCGUUUAAGGCAGAAAAAGAGCUUGAUAUAGAUUUUGUUCCUGCAUUUUUGCUACGGUAUGACCAAACAACCUGCUAUGAAGGUAUGCUGAUGCAAUGUCCUAUACACGCCGUGUGUAAAUGGGCAGAAGUAGACAGCUUCAGAGCCCUCGCAACUGCAGACCAAUGCCGUAUUUGGGUUGUCAAAUCAACAGGGUACGAGAAACAGAUACUAGAUGUAGCUCGUAAAGAUGAAAGGAAACUCUAUAUUCUGACCGCGCUCAGAAUCCUGAAAACCUAUUUUGUGAAGAUGAAAAAAGAAUAUGCCGAAGACUUGGGUUGCGCACCUCCACAGAUUGUAACAAUGCUUAAGUCCUACCACCUCAAACAGUUGGCCUUCUACCUUCUCAACUAUCUCUGCCACAAAUACCCAUAUUUCAAGCUUCACGGUGUGCAACAAGCGCUGAUCUAUUUCAUAGAAGUCAUACGCGUCGAUCUGAAGCAAAAGCGUCUUCCUCACUUAUUUUUCGCAGAUAACAACGUAGUUGAAACAAUGCUUCCGGGAUACCCACUGGUGCCUUCUCCCAAGCUGAGGGAGGAGGGGUCUAAUUGGAAGAGUAGUUAA
Mya arenaria is the source of this 1353-nucleotide messenger RNA. RefSeq lists its product as uncharacterized. The transcript has 4 exons. The coding region runs from base 1 to 1353 and encodes 450 amino acids. The record is from RefSeq and is a predicted model, not a curated record. Lineage: Eukaryota; Metazoa; Mollusca; Bivalvia; Myida; Myidae.